GAAACCCCAUCUUCGUUUGAUUCUUUUCUCUAAUGGCGAAAUGCGUUCUUCUUCAAGCUUCACCACCACGACCACCGCUGUUAAUAUCACCCCGCCGGUUACUACCACCACCACCCACAGGAAACCCGUUUACACUUUACGCCGGUGAUCUCCACCCAAGCGUCAACGAAAUUGACCUCUAUUUCUUCUUUUCUGUAAUUGGCCCAUUACACUCUGUUCAUCUUUGCAGAGAUCGUUUCUCCCACAAAUCUCUUCGCUACGCUUACAUCAAUUUCUACUUUCCUUUUAAUGCUGCUGAUGCAUUGUGUCGAUUAAACCACAUGGAAUUAAAAGGGAAAUCCAUCAGGUUAAUGUGGUGUCAGAGAGACCCAAUUUUGCGAAAAACUGGAAUCGGGAAUCUUUUUGUCAAGAAUCUUGAUUUGUCAAUUCAUGAGGCUAAGUUGGAACAAGUCUUUGGGAUAUUUGGGAGGAUUCUUUCUUGUAAAAUUGCGAAAGAAGGUAAUGGAAAGAGUAAGGGAUUUGGAUUUGUGCAAUUUGAUUCAGAGGAAUCGGCUUUAGAUGCUCUCGAUGCAUUAAAUGGAUGUGUACUUAAGGGCAAGAUUUUAACUGUUGCGAAGUAUCUGAAGAAAAGCGAGAGGAAGGAACCCCAAUUUACAAACGUUUAUGUGAAAAAUCUGGAUGAAAACUUCACAGAGAGUUCGUUAAUUGAAAAGUUUUCAGAGUAUGGAAAGGUUACAAGUGCUGUGAUUAUGAACGACGAAGAAGGAAAAUCAAAAGGGUUUGGAUUCGUCAAUUUUGAAUCGCAUGAUAACGCUAAGAUCGCCAUUGAAGCCCUAAACGGUGAAGUAAUCGGUUUAAAGAAAUUGUAUGUUGGAAAGGCAAUGAUGAAAGCUGCAAGAGAUUCUUUCUUACGACGUACCCAUGAUCAAAAAACGAAACCGAUCAUUACUUCAAAUCUGUAUGUGAGAAAUCUUGCUACAUCUGUAAACGAAAAGGAUCUUCGUGAAGUUUUUGGUGCUUUCGGUUGUGUUGUUUUCACGAAAGUGAUACGUUUCAGUAAUGGAGUAAGCAAAGGAAUCGCGUCUGUUUGUUUUUCGAAACCAGAAGAAGCCAUGAAAGCUGUGAAGAAUCUUAAUGGUUUUUGUUAUCAUGGAAAGUACAUGAAAGUGACAGUUGCUAUGAGUAGAGAAGAAUAUGCGAGAAGAUUGCAGACCCUUUUUCCCUUCAACUUCUUUUAUAAAGCUCCAAACUUGAAGCCAUAUUUGGAAACUAAAGUUCAGAGAGAUGAUCAUCAUCAAGUAAACGAAACCAAAACAAGCUCCUGCAAUUGCGGAUUUGCUAAAUCAUGUAAUGAAUAGAAACAAAUACGUGUAAAAUUGAAUCUGGGAUUCUUGAAUACAAGUUGUAAUCGAUGAUUUGAAUUCAGACAUAACGAAAAACAGAAGUAAUAGUAAUAAUAGAAACUUGAUUUUGCCCUUUUCGAAUUAUAGAAACAUUGUGUACAUGAAAGUAAUACAAAGUUUAUAAGAAAAAAAGUGCGAUGACGAUUUUGAUUAACCGAGUAGGCCGAUUCCGGCGACGAUUAAGGUGUCAGCAAGGACUUGAUUAGCAGCUUCAGAUGGAUGAAAACUAUCCCAGAACACAAACUGAGUCGCAUUUGGACAUGUCCCGAUCGAUUUAGGGUUACAUAAGAACACCGUCGUCUCCACUCUUCCUGUUCCACAACAUCCUCUCGACGCCUCCACAAACCCAUGGGAGGCGGGAUCUUUGAUGAGGUCGUAGAGUGGUUGAAAGAUGUCGAAGAUAACAAUCUUGAGACCUGGGAGUUGUGAUCCGAGUUGGGUUGCAGCUGAAUUUAUCUUCUUGUUGAACGAUUGAGCAUCUGUGUUGAUUUUGCUUACACACCCCUUUUCAUGGGAUCCGAACAAAGUUCUCACCGCCGGCAAGCAGCCAAGCGGUGGGAGUGACGUCACUCCGAUUCUCCUUGCUCCUAAUCCAUACAAAUCCUGUUUUCGUUUGUAACCAAUUAGUAAAAUCCACGAUAGUAAAACACCUGAUUUCGAGAAACGUUAAUGGCGGAUUAGGAUUAAUUUUACCUUGACGA
Messenger RNA from Lactuca saligna, 2104 nucleotides. The record is from the annotation of a GenBank genome assembly. Lineage: Eukaryota; Viridiplantae; Streptophyta; Magnoliopsida; Asterales; Asteraceae.